Eublepharis macularius is the source of this 936-nucleotide messenger RNA. Its product is annotated as histidine-rich glycoprotein-like. The record is from RefSeq and is a predicted model, not a curated record. Bases 1 to 936 code for a protein of 311 amino acids. Lineage: Eukaryota; Metazoa; Chordata; Lepidosauria; Squamata; Eublepharidae. The transcript has 6 exons.
AUGCCGACCCCUGCCACUACGAGCAUCAGAAGCAGCACUGACAUCCCCCAGUACCUCAUCUCCUCCCACCACUCCCUCCACCAUAUCCACAACCAUCAGCACACCUACCCCGACCACCACAACUCCGCCCAGCACACCGACCAAACCCCGGCAUCUCACCACAAGGACAAGCGUCCCCCCCACUACUGCAACGCCACCUCCAACAUCCACUUCCACCAGCACUCCCGUCAGCACGCCCACCAGCACUACUCCCACGCCUACUACCCCCAGCACCACGGAAACGCCCAGGUCUCCCACCACGCCGACCCCUGCCACUAUGAGCGUCAGAAGCAGCACUGCGAUAAUCUGCCGCCCCACCUCCAGCUCUCGCACACUGGCGUUUUGGGGAGCAGAGUGGUGCCACACGCCGAGUACGACACCCACCACGUCUUCGUCCUCGACAUCCAAAACCACCACAUCAACCGAAUCCGCCACCACCAGAACGCCAAGAACCACUCCCACCAUCUCGACCCCCAGCAGCCCUGUCUCCACACACUCCAGCCAUGCCCCUCCCACGACGCGGACAUCCCCCAGUACCUCAUCUCCUCCCACCACUUCCUCCACCAUAUCUACAACCAUCAGCACACCUACCCCGACCACCACAACUCCGCCCAGCACACCCACCAAACCCCGGCAUCUCACCACAAGGACGAGCGUCCCCCCCACUACUGCAACGCCACCUCCAACAUCCACUUCCACCAGCACUCCCGUCAGCACGCCCACCAGCACUACUCCCACGCCUACUACCCCCAGCACCACGGAAACGCCCAGGUCUCCCACCACGCCGACCCCUGCCACUACGAGCAUCAGAAGCAGCACUGGAACCACAGAAACCAGCACUACGUUGACGCCCUCCACCUCUCCAGCCACUUCUCCACGGACGACAGCUCCCAGUAG